GGCACUUCGGCGCGCGGGAGGCCAUGGGCAAAGGCGGUGAGUCCACCAAGUUUGUCCGGGCGCCUUGGGUAAAGCAGGAGGCCCCGAAGAGGUCAACAUACCAGUCCGCGUAUGACAGCUCCUACAAGGGCAAGGGCAAGGGUAAAGACAAGGGCAAGGGCAAGGGCAAGGGGAAAGGCAAAGACAAGGGCAAGGGCAAGAGGAAGGGCCCGGCCCCCUUCGACUCCGAGUUCUGGGAGGUCAAGAAGGCGGAUGAGAAUAGAAGAGCGCUGGCAGGCACCUUCACUGGCACAAUCAACAAGUAUCGGCAGGGAUGGGGCCUGAUAUUGCCGGACGACGUGGAUUCUCUGCCAGGGAAGGCCAAGGCGGCCCUGGAGAAGUCGAACGAGGAGUCGAGGGCGAGGGCGGAGGAGAAGGAGCGCGAGUUCACCUCCGAAAACUGCAUCUACUUCCGCAAGCCCGACUGCGAUCCCGGGAUGUUCCCGCUGCAGGAUAACAUGGUGGUGAAUUUCGAGGUGUACCUGGACAACAAGGGGCUUGGCGCCUGCAACAUCACGUCCGCCGAAGUGGACGCCGAAGCAUAA
Prorocentrum cordatum is the source of this 584-nucleotide messenger RNA. The record is from the annotation of a GenBank genome assembly. NCBI's taxonomy places the organism in Eukaryota, Dinophyceae, Prorocentrales, Prorocentraceae.